This is a messenger RNA of Protopolystoma xenopodis, 570 nucleotides long. The record is from the annotation of a GenBank genome assembly. NCBI's taxonomy places the organism in Eukaryota, Metazoa, Platyhelminthes, Monogenea, Polystomatidea, Polystomatidae.
UGCACAACCUGUUCCCCCCUCUUUCUGCACACCAGUCCACUUUACAAACUUGAGCCAUUUUAUCCUUCGCCUCGUUGUCUUCCUGUUAGCCCAAACAUUAGUCAACGCCCCAUUUUACUCCAAUCUGCGGGUGUUCGUUUAGUUCUGAAGUGCAGUGCCUCUCUCCGGGUGGUUUGGCACCUUCGCCUGCCAACGCCACUUGAUGCUCUCAAGCCUUACGUUGUGUCCUUUGCGUCCUUUCGUCCCGGAAGCAUCUUUCUGCCCGAUGCUCUAGACGCAAAAAUGCCAACUCAACUCGCAACCCGAGAGGCUUUACGGUUUUCGCACUGCAUGUACACACGUGCAUGUGCUGGUGGUACACAUGGUCAGUCUAGUCGGCCAGGCCAGUCUCCCUCGUCUGGCCGGCUCCGGCCUGGCUUAGUCUGUCUUUUGUCAAUCAACCAACUCAAGAGGGAGAGCCCUCGGCAGACCGCUUUUCAAAACGAACCACUGAAACACAAACUCUUCUGGGAACAGCAUUUUAUGUGCUGCCUUGACAGUUCUUAUGGUGAUAGGCAAAAGUUGCCAUAA